UAGUUAUUUUUUGUCUUUCGCUCGCUGGCGACGAAGAUUGCGAUUGCGACGUGCUUUGUUGUCACCCAUCCAUAAGUGAAGAAAAAAAUUAUCCAAAAUUUCCUAAAAAUUCGAUAACUUUUCUAACCCAUUAACUCAACUUUGAAACGCUACUUACUUAACCCCGAAUUGAAAAAAAAAAAACAAAUCUACUACAAUUAUUAAUUGUGGGUUAAAAUUAAACAUUAAUCAAAUCAAACAGAAAAAAAACCUAAUCGAACAUUUUAAGGCGUGUUCCUACAUUUGUCAAAGGGGGGGUUGAGUGAAGACGUGUAUAACACACUGCAGGGCAAUCCAGUGUGCAAGUGCAACACUUUUUUCCAUUUAGAAAACGAAAUUUUUCUUCUUAUUUUUUCUGUUCUAAUUGUUUUUUUUUUCUCUUGUGAAUAUUGAAACUUCAAACGGGUGUGGUUCUCUUAUGUCAAAAAAAUAUAACAACAAAAAUCAAAUAAAACCUUUAACGUCAAAAAGUGCGGGAAUAUCGAUACCUAUUAUUCUCUGAGAAAAAAAUAUCAAAUUGUCUUUACGUACUUAACGAGUAACGACGUAGUAGAAUAAUUUUGACGUCGUCGUAUUGUUAGGUCAUUGGACAAACGGCCAUUAUAGCAGUGAAACAACAACAACAAAAAAAAAAACACAAGGACAUAGCGGUUCCAAAAAACGAUAAUUUCGCAAAAUUUCAUUCUGACAAUCGGUGUCAGCGCAACAAAAUACGUCAAAAAGUAAAAAAAAAAAAAAGAGUUGCCAAAGUGUGUGUUUUUGGUCUAUCUCAUCUGGUUGUCUAUUUUUUGUUUGUAAUUUGGUAUAAGCCUGUGUUGUUUUUCAUCUGUCAGUUGCUGUCAAAAUGAAGGUGAAGGUCGAAUUAAAUGAGAGUGCAUCAAAUUCGAAUGGUUCAUUUGCAAGUGAACCAGAAAAUAGUCAAAAUUCUGUUGAUUUUAAUAUUGGCGGUGCUGCGCAACAAAGGAAUAAUCUUAUCCUUGUCUCAUUAGAUGGCAUUCAAAGUGGUGUACCCACACUCACCACAUCAACAUUAACGCCAACAACAUUACGCAAUAUCGAACAAACAUUCAUCGAACUAACAGCUGAUCCACCAAAUACUGCACCCUAUCAAGCUGGUUUUGUUCCGCCCCGGGCGCCAUUUCAUUUACCCGAUUUCCAAAAUGAAACCAACAGUAUGUCAUCAUCGGAAGAUUCGCAAAAUUCGUGGCCCAAUACACCGAUGAUAAAUGAAGAAAAUUCCCUGGCCACAACAGAUACAUCAAGUGUAGCCACUACAAAUAAUGACAGUCCGUCCUUUCAAAGUAAUGGUACUGGCGGCGGUUGCAGUAAUGCCGCAUCUACCUCAAAUCAAGCUUGCAAUGAUUUCACAGGAGCUAUAGCACGUGAAGUUGCACGAACCAAAAACUCCUCCUCUUCAACCGGCAACACAAACACUCCGUCCCGCCGCAAUCAAGGUGGUCGUCGUCCGACAAAAGCAACAAACAUGUCACCCGAAGAAGAAGAAAAACGACGAGUUCGCCGAGAACGCAAUAAAUUGGCAGCAGCACGCUGUCGAAAACGUCGUGUCGAUCAAACAAAUGAACUUUUAGAUGAAGUUGCCGUCCUUGAGAAACGACAAAACUGUCUAAAGAAAGAAGUUCAAAGCCUUCACGAGGCCCGAGAACAACUGCAAAAAGUAUUGGAAGAACACAAUUUACAGUGUCGCAAAAUUCGACCAACCAACAAUAACAUUCUGAUGGAUACUUUUAAUGCUUGCGACACCGCCGGUCGUGGUUCGCCACUCGAUCUCAAGCCCGUUGUGCCAGACUUUGAUUUGAAGUGCGUCAAAAGUGAACCAAAUGACCAAUUCGACAGUCUCGAUGGACCCUCAUCACCAUCAAAUCCAGUCAUGCUAUCACACUCCUCGUCAGCCAUGGUGCCGCCAUUACCGAAUGUAUCAACGAUUUCAGCGUCCAUACCCUCAGUCACUGCUUUGAACACACCCACCAUCACAAAUUCACCUCCGCCCAUGUUGAAACCGGGCGGUCCUGCAAAACAACGACCCAGCUCGCUAAAUGUUCCCCUGCAAAUGAUGCAUGGUAUGGGUAAAACUGUGACAGAUAUAAACGGAGUUGCGAUAACAACGCCAUCUAGUGGAGUUAUGUUUAACUUUGACAGUCUUAUGGAUGGCGGCACUGGUCUCACUCCGGUUUCUGGCCCCCUAAUUCCAACGUGCUCGUCGCAAAAUAAGCAUCCCCUUGAGCUGUCCACACCCACCAGCGAACCAUCUAAGCUGGUCAGUUUAUAAUAGUUAAAUGAAUAUUAUUUGUAAACCAUAAUAACAACAAAAUGCUGACAGGAAAAAAUAUGAAAAAUAUGUAUUUUGUGCGAAAGAGAAGAAGAUUGUCGAAAAGAAAAGUGGGUUGGAAAGUAACUUUUAUUUUCUCCUCUCCCAAGGAGAACUUAUUGUUAUAAUCUUAAGGCAAAUGAUUUAUUUUUACUGUCCUAAAAAUUCUUUUGUAUUAUUUUUUUUUUUAAAUAUAAUAUUAUUAUUUUUGUUUUAUUUAUAUCUAGCGAAAGAAAAAAAAAAUAUAUUAAAAAAAAAAAAAAAGAAAGCAUUGUAAUUUAAUUUUUUUUAGAAGAUUUAAAACAUUAAAAGUUAAACCAACAAAAGAGAAGGCGUUGUGAUAUUUAAAAAAUAAAAUAAAACAUAAAUAAAAAAAUAAAAUAAAAAAGUCGAUUUAUUAUAAUAUAAAAAAAAAUUACAAAAUAAUAUUUAAAAAACAAAAAAAAAUAUUUCCUUAGCGCAAAAUCUAUAUAGCUAAAAAUAGAGAAGAAAAAGGAAAACGAGUUUCAUAAUUUUGUUUUUAAAUUUAAUUCUUUUAUAAAGAAAAAACAAAAAAAAAAAUAAAGUUUUUUAGAGAAAAAAAAAGUUAAAACAAAAAUGUUAACUCUUCAUUUCUAGUUCUAGAAUCAGGAAGUAAAAAUAUGUUUUUUUUUAAUUAAUUUUAAGCUGAAUCAAUCAUUAAAAUUUAUAAUAAUUUAAAUAUAAAAAACAAAAACUUAAAAAAAAAGCCUUUUUGUCGAUCGUUUAAAAAACAAUUCUAGAAGUGAAAAAUUAAAAUAAAAAACAAAACACAAAAUCACAUCUUAAAGAUAUAAAAAAAAUCUAUUUAUAAAUAUAUGCAGUAAGAAAAACCUUUGUCGCCUUGUGUUUUUUGUGCAAAAGCAAUAAUUAAUUAAAUGUGUAUUACUUUUUUUUUCAAUAGCAUAUAUUAUAAUUACUAUUUCUAUGACUUUUGAAAUAAAUAAAAUCAAAUUAACUAUAAAAUAAUAUUAAAUUACAUUUUGUAUAUUAAAAAAUAAAUUAAAAUAAACCAAAAGUAAAUAAAUUUAAAAUGUAGUGCAAACAAAUAAGAAAAAAAAAACAAUUUGCAUGUAUAAUGUACUAUAUAGUGUUAAAAAAACAAAAACUUAUUUGAUAAACACAAAUAUUAAAAAGAUUAAAAAAAUUAAAGUAUAUUAUAUAUUUUUUGACAAAAGCAAAACUAUAUUUUAAAAUAAAAACAAUUGUAAAGCCUAAUCAUUAAAAAUAAAAACACAAAUACAAUUACAAAAAAAAAGAAACAGUUUCAUAGUUUUUCUAUUCAAUCAAAAAGGAAAAAAAAAAUAA
Molecule: messenger RNA, 3691 nt
Organism: Episyrphus balteatus (marmalade hoverfly)
Lineage: Eukaryota; Metazoa; Arthropoda; Insecta; Diptera; Syrphidae
Gene: kay
Product: transcription factor kayak
Exons: 3
Coding region: 884-2326 (480 amino acids)
Biological process (GO): regulation of transcription by RNA polymerase II
Cellular component (GO): nucleus
Molecular function (GO): RNA polymerase II cis-regulatory region sequence-specific DNA binding; DNA-binding transcription factor activity, RNA polymerase II-specific
Source: RefSeq, a predicted model, not a curated record